Mucor mucedo is the source of this 1126-nucleotide messenger RNA. RefSeq names its product Homocysteine S-methyltransferase. The record is from RefSeq and is a predicted model, not a curated record. Lineage: Eukaryota; Fungi; Mucoromycota; Mucoromycetes; Mucorales; Mucoraceae. Gene Ontology annotation, molecular function: S-adenosylmethionine-homocysteine S-methyltransferase activity; zinc ion binding. Bases 19 to 951 code for a protein of 310 amino acids. The transcript has 3 exons. Gene Ontology annotation, biological process: S-methylmethionine cycle.
UUUUUUUUUUUUUGAAAAAUGAGCUUUCAAUUUCCCUUAAUUCUUGACGGCGGAUUUGCCACCGAGCUGGAAAGAUCUUUUGGAAAAGACUUAUCAGGGAAACUUUGGUCUGCCACAUGUAUUCGGGAUGACCCUGACGCCAUUAAAUCCGUGCAUAGAUCAUACUAUGAAGCGGGGGCGACAGUAGCUACGACCUGUAGUUAUCAAGCUUCUUUACAAGGUUUUGCUGAAGCAGGUUAUACGAGGGACCAAGCUAUCGGAUUCAUGCAGAAGAGUGUUGCAUUAGCUUGUCAAGCACGUGAUGAAUACGAUCAGGCACAUCCCAACUCAAAUAAAUUAGUAGCUCUUUCGAUGGGUUGCUAUGGUGCCGUGUUAGCGAAUGGAGCAGAAUACACAGGUGAUUACGGUAAUGUAUCUGUCCAAGAUUUAGUGCGUUUCCAUAAAGAACGACUGGAUAUCUUUUUGUCGACUCGUGAUACAAAAGUGGAUAUGAUUAUCUUUGAGACGAUUCCCAGUUAUUUGGAGGCGCAGGCCAUUGCAGAAGUAGUGAAAGAGACAAAAUUACCACCUGUGGCAGUAGCGUUUCAGUGUAGAUCUGGAGACCAAAUUGCAGAUGGCACAAGUGUUGUGCAGGCAUUAGAGGCAGUAAACAGUAGUGAGAUAUUCGCGACGGGUGUGAAUUGCACGAAACCCGAGUUUGUACAGACAUUACUGGCUAUUGUAUAUGGAUACCAUACCGAGAAGAAGACAGGACAAGCCUUGAUUGCUUAUCCGGAUGGAGGUGAAUCGUGGGAUGCCGUAGCAAGACAAUGGGAUUCGACCUCGAGGUUACCAGAGGAAGCGUUUGGGUGUAUGAUGGCGCAAUGCAUGAAAGACUAUGGACCCCGUGUUCUUGUUGGAGGUUGCUGUGGUACAGGGCCAAAUCAUAUCAAGAGUAUUUUGGAAAAUUAGACUUUUUUUUUUUUAGUUUCUGCACUAAAAAAAUUAUGCAGCUUAUAAAAAAUGUUUCAUGUAUUUUUCUAAAUGCUUAACCUGGUAAAGAAAGAGAUUAAUGACACAUUUAAAGUAUUUUGUCAGCGUCAUCCACGUUUUGUAAUGCAUAUUUCUUUUAUAAACUGUUUCAAUG